AUGGAUCAUAUGUUGAUGGAGGAAAUACAAGCACAAAUGGUAGCACAGAAUAAUCAAUCUUCCAAUGUUACCGCCUCAACCGAUGGUGCUCCAAUUAAGAAGAGAAAGAAAGGUCAGACAGUUGAUGAGCACCUCGCCAACUCCACUAAGGAAAUGAGAGAACUUCGACCACUGAUUAAGCAAUCAGUUGACACUAUUGCGAGAGCACUCGGGGAGAGCGAUGAUCUCAUUAGCAAGAGAUCGAUUCUGCUGAGGAAGUUGGAAGAACUUGGAGGCCUCACAACGGUUGAUAUCAUUACUGCAUUGCGAAAGCUCUCUAACAGCGACAGGGACCUGGUGACUAAUAGAAAUCUAUUUCUAGGGUUCUAUCGAUUGGGUUGGGAAAUUGGGGAUUGA
Molecule: messenger RNA, 396 nt
Organism: Linum trigynum
Lineage: Eukaryota; Viridiplantae; Streptophyta; Magnoliopsida; Malpighiales; Linaceae
Source: the annotation of a GenBank genome assembly